AUGGCCAGCACAUUUCCCGAAGUUCAAGGCGGAGGUAGCUUGAUUAUUGCGUGGCAGAUCAGGGCCAAAAAGGUCGUUGUGGUUGGCGGCGGCGAGGCAAGUUCUGUUGCUGCUGGGCGGAUCCUUCAUUGCCUCAACGCCGAUGCUGCGGUUACCGUUGUCGCCCCAUUAUCGGGCUUGAACCCAGAGGUGGCCUAUCGAGUAAGACAAAAACAAGUACAGCACAUCGACCGCCUGUUCGAACCGCAAGAUCUUGACGGCGCCGAUAUGGUUCUCACAGCUGUGGACGACCCGGAGGCAUCCACUCGGAUAUGGAAGCUCUGCAAGGAGAGGCGAAUUGCUGUCAACGUUGCCGAUGUUCCACCAGAGUGCGAUUUUUACUUUGGUAGCGUGCACCGUGACGGGCCAUUACAAAUAAUGGUCAGCACCAAUGGCAAGGGUCCUCGGCUUGCUCAUGCGAUUCGCAAAUACAUAGCCAAGCUUCUCCCCAAACAGGCCGGAAAAGCUAUUGACUCUGUUGGCGAGCUGCGUGUUAAGUUGCGGCGAAUGGUUCCCGGUCCUGAAGAAGGACCAAAACGGAUGGUUUGGAUGACAAAAGUAAGCGACGCCUACUCUUUCGAGGAUCUCUGCAGCCUAACCGACGAAGACGUCAACAACCUCCUUCGCUUUUACGCCUCGGACAGUGUGCCACCAUUGGAUAUUUUGCUCUCCAUGCGUGGUAACCCUGAUCUGAGUAAGAUCGACGUAUUUGACGGUUCUUUUGGAUUCAACAUUGGGGUUUAA
This is a messenger RNA of Sporothrix schenckii 1099-18, 783 nucleotides long. RefSeq names its product precorrin-2 dehydrogenase. NCBI's taxonomy places the organism in Eukaryota, Fungi, Ascomycota, Sordariomycetes, Ophiostomatales, Ophiostomataceae. Gene Ontology annotation, biological process: siroheme biosynthetic process. The record is from RefSeq and is a predicted model, not a curated record. The transcript has 3 exons. The coding region runs from base 1 to 783 and encodes 260 amino acids. Gene Ontology annotation, molecular function: precorrin-2 dehydrogenase activity; protoporphyrin ferrochelatase activity.